Phyllostomus discolor (pale spear-nosed bat) is the source of this 3546-nucleotide messenger RNA. It is a transcript of the gene CDK15, whose product is annotated as cyclin dependent kinase 15. Gene Ontology annotation, cellular component: cytoplasm; nucleus; cytosol. The record is from RefSeq and is a predicted model, not a curated record. Gene Ontology annotation, biological process: protein phosphorylation. Lineage: Eukaryota; Metazoa; Chordata; Mammalia; Chiroptera; Phyllostomidae. Gene Ontology annotation, molecular function: ATP binding; cyclin-dependent protein serine/threonine kinase activity; cyclin binding. Bases 299 to 1609 code for a protein of 436 amino acids. The transcript is spliced from 14 exons.
AAAACUAACUUGUGGCUGGAAUAUGAACCUAAACUGUGCCAAGUUUCAUUCUACCCAGUACUAGCGUCCUGUUUUCAGUUACACGUACGAGUGCAGGCAGCCAUCCUCCCAACGUAUGCUUUCUUGUACCGAUAAGGAAAAACUGCUGAAGUCAUGAGGCUGACCCAGCAGAGCCCUCAUGUGAGUCAUACGAAAGCUCCAGCCUUACUGACCUCUGGCUAAAAGGGAGUGAACGAGGACAGGAGAGACAGAGAGGGAGAGGUUCAAGUGCGAGCUCUCUCCUUGAGCCUAGAAGAUUAUGGGUCAAGAGCUGUGUGCAAAGACUCUCCAGCCGGGAUGCAGCUGCCAUCGCUGUGGGGAGGGAGGCGAUGCGCACAGCUGUCAGAGGAGCGCGCCUGUGACGAUGGAGGCUGCGAUCGAGCUAACAGACCUAAAAGAAGCAUCUUGUUCCAUGACUUCAUUUCACCCCAGGGGACUUCAGGCAGUCCGUGCCCGGAAGUUCAAGAGUAAAAGGCCACGAAGUAACAGUGAUUCUUUUCAGGAAGAGGAUCUGAGGCAGGGCUUGCAGUGGCAGAGGAAGAGCCUCCCUUUUGGGGCAGCCUCAUCUUACUUGAACCUGGAGAAGCUGGGUGAAGGCUCUUAUGCUACAGUUUACAAGGGGAUUAGCAGAAUAAACAGGCAACUAGUGGCUUUAAAAGUCAUCAGUAUGAAUGAGGAGGAAGGAGUCCCAUUUACUGCGAUCCGGGAAGCCUCUCUUUUGAAGGGUUUGAAACAUGCCAAUAUUGUGCUCCUGCAUGACAUAAUCCACACCAAAGAGACACUGACAUUCGUUUUUGAAUACAUGCACACAGACCUGGCCCAGUACAUGUCUCAGCACCCAGGAGGGCUUCAUCCUCACAAUGUCCGGCUUUUCAUGUUUCAACUUUUGCGGGGCCUGGCGUACAUCCACCACCAACACGUUCUUCACAGGGACCUGAAACCUCAGAACUUACUCAUCAGUCACCUGGGAGAGCUCAAACUGGCUGAUUUUGGUCUUGCUCGGGCCAAGUCCAUUCCCAGCCAGACAUACUCUUCAGAAGUUGUGACCCUCUGGUACCGCCCUCCUGAUGCCUUGCUGGGAGCCACUGAAUACUCCUCUGAACUGGACAUAUGGGGUGCAGGCUGCAUCUUUAUUGAAAUGUUCCAGGGUCAACCUUUGUUUCCUGGGGUUUCCAAUGUCUUUGAACAGCUGGAGAAGAUCUGGGAGGUACUGGGAGUUCCUACGGAGGAUACCUGGCCUGGAAUUUCCAAACUACCUAACUACAAUCCAGAAUGGUUCCCACUGUCUAAACCUCAAAGCCUUCAGCGUGUCUGGAACAGGUUGGGAAGAAUUCCUGAAGCUGAAGACCUGGCCUCGUUAAUGCUGAAAGGCUUUCCCAGAGACCGCGUCUCCGCCCAGGAAGCCCUGGUUCAUGAUUAUUUCAGCUCCCUGCCAUCUCAGUUGCACCAGCUUCCUGAUGAGGAGUCUUUGUUUACAGUUUCAGGAGUGAGACUAAAGCCAGAAAUGUAUGACCUUUUGGCUUCCUACCGGAAAGGUCACCACCCAGCCCAGUUCAGCAAAUGCUGGUGAAAAGAAAGGGUGACAUCACCAUCUCCCUCCAGGGCAACAUUACUGCUGUUUCAGUUUUAAUUUGCUUCAGCUUACUGAGAAGCUUCGAAGUUAACUACACACUGGACCAGGGGUUUUAUACCGUCACCUGUGAUCUGGAGUAUUUUUCAGUGUUCUAAAUAUUAUGUCCAAAGCAACCUUACAUAAUACUUGAAGAAAAAGCAAUGGAAGAUUAUUGCUAUUGUCAUUUGACCAGAAUUUCACAGUGAUUGGCUCAAAAAUUAGACAUCGAUGGAAAUUGUCUGAGAAGAAGACUUCUGAAUAAUUCCAUCCAUGUCAUUAUUUGGUAGAUCCCUGGGCAGGAAGGACGACGGGACAGAUGGGAGACUGACAACGGAAGGAAUCUGUGAGCAGAGCUUGUGCUUACAGAAGCCUGUCACUCCUGUGUUCACUUACAAUCUCUCCCAACAAAAGGACUUCUGUGGCAAGGAGACGAUUAGUCUAAAGUUUAAAACAGUCUCCAGAGAAGAUAGUUUCUUGGAUAAAGUUGUCAACAAAAGGACUUGCUUAAGAUUCUUUGUUAUGGUUUCCUGGGGGCGCUUCUUCCUUCAUUAACCUGCUAUCAGAACACAUUACCACCCCACCCCAGCCAGGUUUUAGGAGUUUGGAUUGAGCUACUGGUUAGAAUUAAAUUUCAGGCUAUCUCCUUUUACUGAAUCCUAAUCGUCUGUGAUGACGGCAAAAGUGAUGAGGAAUCUAAGCUCUGAUUUGAUGGGAGAGAUACUGAGUGGAAAGAUAGGAGCAAAGAGUUCCAAAGGCGUAAUUCAAGCCCCGUUGCACCAUCAGACACACAGGCAUGUGCGCGUGCACAUAACCCUCAAAAAAAUGAGAGAUUCGUCUCAGCUAACACAUGUAUCAUUUUUCUACAAUGAUUCCUUCUGAAAGAAGCCAAGGAAACUCAAAUUACUUUGUCAAAGGAUCAUCUACUCAGGAAAUGUAGUAGCCUAGAAACCAAAGAACUUUAUAUAUGUUUUAGAAGAACAAGGAGGAACUAAUUAAGAGAGAAUUAAAAAAUAGUGCCUAUCCACCCAAAAUCUGAGACGGAAGAAGGGAAAAUGUAUAUAAAUAGUCCAAAGAAAUUGACCUUACUGAGCGCUUGAUUUUGCUAAGGCAUUUGACAAAGCCUGUGCAGAUAUACCUGAAAUACAAAACUGUGAGCUGGGUGGUGGGGCAGGUAUAUGAGCUCCAAGAACAGUUAUUUCAACCCACAGAAAGGCCGAUAGUGGCAUGGUACAAGGUUCAGUCCUGAGUUCCAUUCUGGUUGAAUAUUUUAAUCACUUGGAUAAAAUUAGAGAAAGUACACAAUUUACUCAUACAACUCACUGAAGUAAGUACCAUUAUUAUUAAUUUAUCACUUCCAUUUUAGAAAGGAGGAGCUGAGGCUCAGAGAAGUGAAAUAACUCCUCCAUGGUAGUGCACCAGAAUUAAGGUACAAAGCUCAGGGCUGGCUGUCUCUGGUAUCGAUGAUCUUUUCAGUAAUCACACACUUUACCAAAUCUAUAGAAUAUAUAAUUCCUGAAGAGGCAGCUGGUACUUAGUAUUGGAUCAUGAUUCAAAAGACUGAGACCUUGCUAAAAGCUAAUGUGUACCAACACACACCUGUUGGAACGGCCAGAUUCCAGAACAUCGACAACACCAAAUGUGGCUGAAGGUGCGGAACAAUAGGACCUCUCACGCAUGCUGGUGGCAAUGCAGAAUACUGCGGCUACUUUGGAAGACAGUUUGGCGGUUUCAUCCAAAACUAAACAUACUCUUACCAUAUGAUCCAGCAGUGGCACUCCUUGGUGUUUACCAAAAUGAGUUGAAAAUAUGUCCACAGAAAAACCUACACACUAAUGUUUAUAGCAGCUCUAUUCAUAAUAGCUCAAACUUGGAAACAACCAAGAAGUCCUUCAGUA